AGCUCCGCUAUGUCUCCACUCAGCUUCCCACAGUGGUUAGUGCUGGUCCUGCCUCUCCAGACCUGGGCGACGGAUGGGAGCCUUUCGACACACUGCCAGCAGUGGAUAUACUCCAACAGCCUGGAAGACCCCAGCCUCUCUCAGGAUGGAGAUGUCAUUUUGGGAGGACUCUUCCCCCUUCACUUUCGGCCCAUAUCUCCAGACGCGACACUCACCAAACCCCCGAAAUCACCGCAAUGCCAGAGUCUCCAGGCACGAUCAAUGCGCUGGGCACAUGCCAUGGUUUUUGCAGUGGAGGAGAUCAACCAGAAUCCCUUCCUGCUCCCAGGGGUCAAAAUGGGGUACAGGAUCAUGGACAGCUGCGGGGAGCACCCCUGGUCCCUGCAGGGGGCUCUGGCACUGGUCAGUGGGCGAAACCACACUUGCAGCAAAGUCCUUGCCCUCAUUGGAGAUGCCGCUUCCACACAGUGUAUCAUCCUAUCCAGAACUCUGGGACCACUGGGCUUUCCUCUGGUCAGUUAUCAGGCCAGCUGCGCUUGUCUCAGCAACAGGCGUGAGUUUCCUAAUUUCUUCCGGACGAUCCCCAGUGAUUUUUACCAGGCCCGGACCAUGGCGCAGCUGACAAAGCGAUUCGGCUGGACCUGGGUGGGCGCCAUUGCUGCCGACAAUGAUUAUGGGCUUUUGGCGAUCCAGGCCUUCUCUGAGGAGGUGAAGGGAGCCGGGGUGUGCCUGGAAUUCUUCACAACGCUGUCACGGAAGCGAUUGGAGCACGAUGUGGCUCGGGCGGCAUCAGUGGUGGAGCGCUCCUCUGCCCGAGUGAUCCUGGUGUUUGCCUGGUACACAGAUGUGGAGACGCUGUUCCUGGAGCUGGUCAGGCGUAACAUAACAGGCAGGCAGUUCCUGGCCAGUGAGGCAUGGAGCACCAGUGACAGGCUCCUGCAGAACACUGCCCUCUCCAGCGUUGCCCGGGGAGUUCUGGGCGUGGCCAUACGCAGCGCUCCCAUCCCAGGGCUGGAGGAACACCUGCGCAGCCUCCAUCCUUCCCAGGAGCCUGGGAGCACUCUGAUGUUGGAGCUGUGGGGACUCAUGUUUGGGUGCAGCCCAGUUUCGCAGAAUUCAUCUGCCUCACAGCUGCUGCCCCCUUGUGUAGGUACAGAGACACUGCAGUCAGUGCAGAGUACCUUCACAGACACCUCCCAGCUGAGAAUAACCUACAAUACUUACCUCGCUGUAUAUGCUGUGGCCCAUGCACUCCACAGCCAGCUGUCAUGCACUGGAAAGAACAGCACCUACGGGAGCCCACACUGUGCCACCACCGGUGAUCUCCAACCAAGACAGCUGAUACGUCACCUUAACCGGGUGCAUUACACCACCCAACUGGGAGAUGAGAUCCAAAUCGAGGGUGGGGACAUUCGAGCGGUGUACGACAUUGUGAGCUGGCAGGACAGCCCUGAUGGCUCACUGAAGUAUGUCACCAUUGGGAAAAUGGAAGGGUCCGAACUCCACAUUAAUGACUCAGCCAUUGUGUGGGUCGGUGGUGCUAAGACGGUCCCACUCUCUGUGUGUUCUAAAGAAUGCCCCCCAGGAACACGCAAGGCAGUGAGGAAGGGUGAGCCCAUCUGCUGCUUCGACUGCCUGCCCUGUGCAGACGGGACCAUCAGCAACCAGACAGGUUCAGUGGAAUGCAAGCAAUGUCCUGCAGAGUUCUGGUCAAACAAUCACAGGAAUGAAUGUAUUCCUCGUGAGGUGGAAUUUCUGUCAUUUGAGGACACAAUGGGCAUCACCCUGACAACGAUAGCUUUGUCAGGUAGUGGCAUAACAGUGGCAGUGGGUGUGGUCUUUCUGUACCACAGACACACCCCUCUUGUAAAGGCCAAUAACUCAGAGCUGAGCUUCCUGUUGCUGCUGUCCCUCACACUCUGCUUCCUGUGUGCGCUGGUGUUCGUGGGCCGGCCCUCAGAGUGGUCCUGCCUGGCCCAGCACCUGGUCUUUGGGAUCAGCUUCGUGCUCUGCCUCUCCUGCAUCCUGGUCAAAACCAUUGUGGUUCUGGUUGCAUUUCGGUCUGCCAGACCUGGUGCCAACAUGAUUAAGUGGUUUGGACUGGUUCAGCAGCGGGGCAGUGUGGUCCUCUUCACUGGCAUCCAGGUGUUCAUCUGUAUCUUAUGGCUCUCCCUCAGUCCCCCUUACCCACAUCGCAAUACAGGAUUCCAGGGGUCAAAGCUCAUUCUGGAGUGUGCGGUUGGGUCAGCACUGGGGUUUGCCUGCGUCCUGGGCUAUAUUGGCCUGCUGGCAGCCAUCUGCUUCCUGCUGGCCUUUUUAGCCAGGAAGCUCCCAGACAACUUCAAUGAGGCCAAGUUCAUCACCUUCAGCAUGCUCAUUUUCUGUGCUGUCUGGAUCGCCUUCGUCCCCGCCUACGUCAGCUCCCCAGGGAAAUACACAGUUGCCGUGGAGAUAUUCGCCAUCCUGGCCUCCAGUUUUGGGCUCCUGCUCUGCAUUUUUGCCCCAAAGUGUUACAUCAUCCUACUGAGGCCAGAGAACAACACCAAGAAGUUCUUAAUGGGGAAAACAUAAGCGCACUAAAACAGAAACAAUAAGACCUACAUUCUUUUAUAUUUAAUAGAAUAAUUUUUCAUUUGUAUGAGCUUUUAUUGUUAAAUGACUUAUCACACAAAUUAUCUUUAUUUUUACAAUCCACCCACCAUUUCAAUUAUUCAUUCAUGCCUGUGAGCUGGGGCAAUAAAUAAAAUCUCUUGAUACUUUUUCAGAUUUUUGUGUCCAAUAUAAUUUAAACAUAGCACUCACUUUUUUAUAUUUAUAAUUAAAUAACUUGGUAAUGUGCUUCGAUUUAAUAGAAGAGAAGACUAAGUGUCCAACAGCACCUUUAAAGAAUUUAAUUGUUUGAAUAUGCAAAGAAUAUGUUUAAAGAAUUAGUUAAUAAUUGUAUUAUUUUUCUGAAUUUCU
Molecule: messenger RNA, 2961 nt
Organism: Anguilla anguilla (European eel)
Lineage: Eukaryota; Metazoa; Chordata; Actinopteri; Anguilliformes; Anguillidae
Product: extracellular calcium-sensing receptor-like
Exons: 6
Coding region: 10-2571 (853 amino acids)
Biological process (GO): G protein-coupled receptor signaling pathway
Cellular component (GO): membrane
Molecular function (GO): G protein-coupled receptor activity
Source: RefSeq, a predicted model, not a curated record